Messenger RNA from Seriola dumerili (greater amberjack), 4652 nucleotides. Its product is annotated as endophilin-B2-like. Gene Ontology annotation, cellular component: membrane; cytoplasm. Gene Ontology annotation, biological process: membrane organization. NCBI's taxonomy places the organism in Eukaryota, Metazoa, Chordata, Actinopteri, Carangiformes, Carangidae. Bases 175 to 1329 code for a protein of 384 amino acids. The record is from RefSeq and is a predicted model, not a curated record. The transcript is spliced from 12 exons. Gene Ontology annotation, molecular function: protein binding.
AGUUGGUUUUUCUAAUAAAUUUCCUCACUACCAGUGCCAAAAACAUGCAUGUUUCAUUUCCGCUUUAAGACCCCUCGUCCGCGGUGGUCACGUGAUUUCUGAUGUAUGCCACAACAGUUGGUAUCGAGUAGUCUGCUUCCAGUGUCACAUCAGUAGCUAGCUGGUCCAAAUAAAAUGGAUUUUAACGUGAAGAAAUUAGCCUCCGGUGCCGGACUGUUUUUCACACGAGCCGUCCAGUUCACAGAGGAGAAGUUGGGCCAGGCGGAGAAGACUGAGCUGGACGCUCACUUUGAGAACCUGAUGAGCCGUGCAGACUGCACCAAAAACUGGACUGAGAAAAUCUACAGACAAACGGAGGUCCUACUGCAGCCCAACCCAAGUGCCAGAAUUGAGGAGUUUCUCUAUGAGAAGUUGGACAGGAAGGCACCGUCCAGAAUUACCAAUGGAGAGCUGCUGGGUCAAUAUAUGCAGGAUGCAGCAAAGGAAUUUGGUUCUCCAUAUGGGAGCACUCUGAUCAAGGUGGGGGAAUGUGAGAGGAGAUUAGGAGCAGCAGAGAGGGAGUUCCUCCAGACAUCAGCCAUCAGCUUCCUGACCCCCCUCAGGAACUUCCUGGAAGGAGACUGGAAGACCAUUUCAAAAGAGCGACGUCUGCUGGAGAAUCUUCGCCUGGACCUGGACGCUUGUAAAACACGUCUGAAGAAGGCCAAGUUGGCUGAGGCAAAGGCUGCGUGCGAGGGUGAAAUGGCUCCAGAUUUUCAGGAAACCAGACCCCGCAACUACGUGCUGUCUGCCAGUGCCUCUGCGCUGUGGAGUGAGGAAGUGGAAAAAGCUGAACAUGAGCUGCGAGUGGCACAAACAGAGUUUGAUCGCCAAGCAGAAGUCACACGGCUACUUCUGGAGGGCAUCAGCAGUACACAUGUGAAUCACCUGCGCUGUCUGCACGAGUUUGUGGAAGCCCAGGCAGCCUUUUAUAAGCAGUGUCACCUCCAUAUGCAAGAACUUCAGAAAGAGCUGGGCAGGCUUCCCAAUGCUUUUUCUCUGAAUUCCACUCACUCCAUGGCUGCUGCUGGCUCUUCAGCAGAAGGCGUCAGCAGCCCUGUGGAGACAGACACGCUGAAGAUCGAGGAAGUUCAGGCGCCAGCUACAGGAACCCGCAAGGCCAAAGUCCUGUACGACUACGAUGCUGCUGACUCCAGUGAGCUCUCCCUUCUUGCUGAUGAGCUGAUCACAGUCUACACGCUGCCUGGGAUGGACUCUGAUUGGCUGAUUGGAGAGAGAGGGAACCAGAAAGGAAAAGUGCCGGUCACAUAUCUGGAGCUCCUCAGCUAAGGAACAUACACACACAUCUGUACAGCUAUCUUUGUGGGGACCUUUAAUUGACAUUUUGUAUUCCUUUAACCAUCACAAUUUAAUGCAUAACCUCACCCUCAAACAACCCUUCAUAUUUGCGGGAUCCAGCACAAAGCACCACAGACCCCACAGGUAUAGUACGCCCCCGGUUUUCAGACCCCACAAAUAUAGUAACACACACACAUACACACACACACACUAAAGCCAUGAGGACAUUUACUUACAUUGAUUUCUUACACUAACCUGUAACCUCCUUCACUCCUCACACACACUCGUCCAUAAUGACGUUGAAUCAUGGAGUCAUCAGUGAUAAUGGAGAUACUGUUACAGUGAAAACAGGAUUGGGAACGUCCUUUUUAGAUUUGUUUUGUGAUUUUUCCUAUUUAUUUUUCAUUUAUUGUCGUUAAUCCCAAAGGUUCAGUUCGACCAAACUGUGACUCACUGUCAUCAGAUUUUCAACCAAAUGAUAUUGUUGAUUUGUUUUUUUAAAAGAAGUGUCUUUACUGUCUGUUAGAGCUGCCUUUGUUCAUCAGGAACACGUUUAAGAGGACAGUAGGACAAUACUCUGUUAUUUCUGUUUGAUUCUGUGUAGAGGUUUGAGAUGAGUUGAGAUGAGGAGUUUUUACGCAAUAACAACAAAUCCUGGUUCCUGUGGCGAUGAUGAGUCCUUCAGUUAAAGUGAUGGUUCAAGUUAUUUGACGUGUUACUACUCACAAGCUCACCUGUGGCUCUGUAUCACUGCACAGAUCAGCUGUUUGAGCCAGACAGAGCUAAGGGUAGAUUCGCUUGUGUGUAGGAAUAUGGUAGUUCAACGGUUGAGAAAAUGUAGUUCCAAAGUAAAGGUCUGUUUGACAGCAGAUAAAGAGCUGAAAAUAUUCAAAAUAAAGCGACACCGUUUUUCCACCAACAUCAUCAGAUUUUUUAAACGCAGUUAAACCCUCUAAUAAAAGCUGAUUGACUCUUUUCCACUGUCAGUCCAGUUUGUCUAUCUGUUCAGACCGAGGACAAACACAACUGUCAGAGUCUUUGUUUGAGACACUUCCAUCAGAGAUGGUGUUUUUAAAACUUAUUUCAGAGCUGCAGCUUCACUCUUUCAUUCUGGAGCUCAGUGUAGCCGCCAUGUUUCUGGUUUAUAAGGUGGACAGGUGACAGGUGUGUUACAGUGUCUGUGUCUGUGUCUGAAAGACGUCACAGCAUGAAAAGGGGAGAAAGUUAAUGAGUUCACCUGGUGUUGUGUUUACAUCAUUGCUGAUUAAUAUAACGUCCACUGCAGAGUCAUGUGACCCAGGUGUGAAUGAAGACUGAUCCUUUUCCAUUGCUGACAACAACCUGAUGUUAGCAGGUCUCAGCAGGUUUUCUGACCACAGGAAAAUGAGCUUUAAUCUGCUAUUAGCGUUUUUCUGUGGGUAUUUUUUAAAGUGGCUAAAACAUGUUUUUGGCAGAUGACCCCACCCACAGCAGCUCAUCACUCAGCUUCUCUAAACUGGGAUCUGAAUCUACUGCAGCUAGCACACUGACUGUAGAUCAGUAUCUCACACAACCCCAUGUAAAUAACUUGAACUGUCACGUUAAGGACAGUCCAUCUCUGUGUGACAGACACUCCUCAGUGAAGGACUAAACAGGCAGCGGAUCAUUGUGACCAUAUGAUCACAGACAAGUCAUGAUGUCAUACAUCACUUCCUGUAAUCAGCAGACACAGAGAGGAAAACCAUUCAUUCCACUUGAUGGUUUAUUUAAACCCACGAGUAAACAUAUUCCUCUUUCCUCCAAUACGACAUGAACACAUUCACAUUUCUCACUCACACUGAAAAACAAUACCUAUGAAACAGCAAAUAAAGUUUUCUCUGAUGGGAGGCAGGUUUGUCUUCUGCUUAUUGAAAUGAAUGUAAUUCCUGUGUUAUUUUAAGUGAUAUAACAUGGUGUGGAAGGGGAAACCCUACUAACAGUUUGGCUUGACUGAGUCACGUUGUUCAUUUGUCUUGAUCAGACUUGUCCCGCACAUUUUGUGUUUGUUUUUGCUUCCUGCACCUCCCACAGUGCUGAACAGUGUGGACACUGUGCAGCAAAUAAAUGUGAACACUCCCAUCCAAACUGCCUUAAGACGAUGGGAAGGCACUGCUCCGGCCGUCUGCUGCAAACCAGAGAAUGUGCUCUUUACAACACAGUGUCACCACAUAUGGCAUGCAAGACUUUUAACUCCUUCUAAUAAGGUGCGUGUGUUUGUGUGAUUUAGGUUCCUGGAUUUCCAAUGUUCCUGUUUUGUCUGUUAAAACUAAAGUGUCUUCAGUCUUUGUGCUGCAUGUGCUACAGCUGUAGCCCGUCCUGCUGGACAUGUAUGUGUGUAAACAACAAUAUGAUUUUGCUCAGUCUGUUAACGUGAGAUGUGGAAUGCCAGGAUGUUUGUACACAACUAGUAUGUUCUCUUACAUGCUUUCUCUUUACCAGCCAAGCCUCAGGAGUUUUUGUGAAAUGAGCACGUUUGAAAAAGCAUGUGUCCCCUCCUCUAAUCUUUUGCUCAUUUCACAAAUUUUAGAGGAUUUUCUCUUUAAAAAAAAAAUUUUUUCUACUGCCGUUGUGAUUCUGUAAUACCUCAUCUUGUAUUAAUAUUAUUUUGUCAAAAUAUGUAUUGCCUGUUCCUUAAGUAUCCUGAAUGAACGAACUGUAUAGAAUUUAAUAAAAAGUCAGAUUUAUUUGAAUUCAGUGUACUACCAUGUACUUGUCAAACCAUCUGAAAACCACGGUGAUCGAAAGCUGAACCCAGUGCAGGAGCGUCUGAGGAUGCAGUUCCUCUAAAUGGCUGUAAAACGCAACUACAAGUGGAAAAAAUCUAUAUCUCUGACCACAUGAAAAUCACAGACUCUGUUGCUCAAUAAUGUGAUUUUGAGUCAUUGUUUCAUCAGGGAGGCAAUCGUCCCUCCCUCUGCUCAGGAUGUUGUCUGUACUUUAUCCAGGCUCAAAGGUUACUACCACAGGCAGUAAAAUCAAACUCAUUCAUUCAAUCUUAAUCUAUGACUCCGUCAUGGCUGAAUUGUGAAAUACUACCAAUGUCCCUGGUCCAAGCACUGAACCCUUGCAGAUGUUAGCCACGCCUGCGGUAUGGAUUUAGGGAUUGCUUCACCACUUUGGUCAAAACUGAAAUAUUUCAACACCUUUUAGAUGAACGUCCAUGAACUUUUGUACGUUCACUGAUUCUAAUGUCAGUCUGCUUGGAUUCUGCAGCUACAGAGCAUUUAGAACAUUUUCAGACCCCUUCACUUUUUAUUCCUCUGCUCCAGCGACAGUCAGAGCAGCAGCCAUUUUGU